Phytophthora nicotianae INRA-310 is the source of this 1462-nucleotide messenger RNA. RefSeq lists its product as hypothetical. NCBI's taxonomy places the organism in Eukaryota, Oomycota, Peronosporomycetes, Peronosporales, Peronosporaceae. The record is from RefSeq and is a predicted model, not a curated record. Gene Ontology annotation, cellular component: U1 snRNP; U2-type prespliceosome. The coding region runs from base 145 to 1095 and encodes 316 amino acids. Gene Ontology annotation, biological process: mRNA splice site recognition. Gene Ontology annotation, molecular function: mRNA binding. The transcript has a single exon.
GUACUAAUGACUUAUUGAAACGGUGUUAAAUCGCAACAGUUGGAGACAAUUCUAUUUUCAGCAUCGAGAGUUAUUGUUUAUGUCACUAUUCCGAGGGUAAUAUUUGCCAGUAUUUCCCUCAAAAAGUCAAGAUCUUCAGCAGCGAUGGACGCUCAGCGCGCGCUGCUCGACAGUCUCAUGGGCUUGAAUCGCGACGGCGACCGGCCGGACGACGAUGCCACGAUGGACUUUCGGCAUCCUAGAGUCUGUAAACCCUAUUUAUGUGGUCUGUGUCCGCGCGAAUUAUUCCAGAACACACGCCUGGACUUGGGCACCUGCAAGUCGCUGCAUCUCCCAACGCUGCGCUUGGCCUACGAGGAAAAGAAGUCCACACGGGAUUUUGGUUACGAGCGUGAAUUGGCUAAUGAACUGUCGAGACUGCUGGCCGACGUGGAGAAGAAAAUCGCGCGUGCUCAGCGGCGGUUGGCCGAAGAUGGAGACGACGAACAAGCCCGGGCGCAAAUUCUGCAACUCACACAGGACAUGCAGGAUGCUGCGGCACAAGCCGAGAAGGCGGCGAAAGAAGGAAAUGCGGAUCGAUCGCUGAGUAUGAUGGAGAAGGUGGAGAUGCUCAAGCAAAAACGGCGCGAGCUGCUCAGACAGAGCAAUCCGGGGACCUCGAAUGCAGUGGACAACGUUAACCAGAAGCUGCGCGUGUGCGAUGUUUGUGGCGCCUUCUUGAGCAUAUUUGACAGUGAGAGACGCCUGGCUGACCACUUUGGGGGCAAAGUGCACGUCGGGUAUGUGCAGAUUAGACGGAAGCUGAAGGAACUGAUGGAGAAGAAGGAAGAGGAGAAGACAAAGGACAAACAGGAAAAGGAAGUAAAGAGGAAACGGACGAGAUCCCGAUCAAGAAAACGAGAAGAACGACCUCCUGAGAAUCGGAGAGAAGAACGUGGUCGCAAGGAUCGAGAGAGACGUAGGGAGCGAGAUCGAUCCAGGAGUCGAGAUCGCCGCCGUAGUCGUCGUAGGCGACGAUCGGUGAGCUCUAGUCGGAGCCGAAGUCGGAGCUACGAGCGGAAACGACAUCGACAACAUAGACGAGGAGAUAGAUGAGUCGGAAAAUGCUGUUUCGCGGGUUAAAGAUAUCUAUGAGUUACCGAUUAGUUGUGAAGCGUUCGUGUCUCACGCGCGUAGGCCUCCUUGUGCUGGGGUAUCUUCACGGAUGCAGCCACGUGUAUAUUAGCUGAAGGCUUAGUUAAAGUAGUCCAUGUGCAGCCUCGCAUCAGGAGGGCAAUCCCGUGGUCAGUAGUGCUCAGCAUCGAUCGAUGACCUUCUUGGCUCGCUGAGACACCAUCUGCUUGGAGGGCGCCGAGCAUGAAGCUUGGCAGGACAAGCUUUUCCAAAAGCUUGAAGAUCAAAGUAUACAAACCACAAUACUUACCGACCGUCCACGCCGACCGACCGAUGUCCCGCCAGCUGG